CCGGUCACUCUCCGGGUGGGUCGACCCCACGUCCCACAGGCCCGUCCAUCUUUAACCUCCUCCUGGCUGGCAGUUCCGAGGGCUCAGGGGAAGGCUCCCCACACCCCCGACCCGGCUUCCAGAAGCUUCCCUGCCCUGGUCCCCAUCCCCAGAGCCCGCACCUCCCGCAGCGGCGUCCGGUACCACUGCUGCUCGAAGCCCUGGCGCCGGUUCUGGGAGAAGUCGGCGCGGAACCUCCAGAGGCCGUCCAGCUCCUUGCGUUCCCGCGACCGGCUCUCCCGGGGGUAGAGCAUCCCGCCCUGCAGCAGCGCCAGCCCGCAGCCCCAGAGCAGCGCGACGAGCACGGCCCAGGCUCCCGCCAGCCCCCGGAGCAUGGUUCCCGCGGGCCCCUGGCUGCCAGCAGCCCCGCGCCCGGUGCCGUGAGCGCGGGAGGCGGGGCCGGGGUGGAGCCUGAAGUCACGUGUCCCGCCCCCGCGCCAUCUUCGUUGAAGGCGAUUGCGCGGCUAGGGCUCAGCCCGCGAGGCCCGUGCCCAGAAGGCUGUUCUAGGCCCACCUUCCUGACGGAGGGCGGCGGCGGGGGAGGGCCCGCGGGGAGGCCGAGAUCCACCCCGGGCCCCGAAGGGCGGAGGUCGCAGGCUCCGCGCCCGCGAGGUCACUGCCGUCCUCCGCCCUCCCCCGCCCUCCCAUACCCGGCUGCUCGCGCCCAGGGCGGCUGGUCCAGGGCCGCGGGCCGCAGCGAAAACCCGGAGACGGCCGGGUUACCCCCGAUGCUUCAAGGAGGCCGACCUGGGACACCUCCACUCGCUUAUGCUUGCGCGACACCGGAAGGAUGCCAGCGCUGCGCUGCUCAGUAACUAUGAGGUGUUCCAGUUACUAACUGAUAUGAAAGAGCAGCGUAAAGAAAGUGGAAAGAAUAAACACAGUUCUGGGCAACAGAACUUGAAUACUAUCACGUAUGAAACAUUAAAAUACAUAUCAAAAACACCAUGCAGGCACCAGAGUCCUGAGAUUGUGAGAGAAUUUCUCACAGCAGUGAAAAGCCACAAGUUAACCAAAGCUGAAAAGCUUCAGCUGUUGAAUCACAGGCCAGUGACUGCUGUUGAGAUCCAGCUGAUGGUGGAGGAGAGUGAAGAACGGCUGACAGAGGAGCAAAUCGAAGCUCUGCUCCACACCGUCACAAGCAUCCUCCCUGCGGGGCCAGAGGCCGAGCAGACGCAAAAUACCAACAGUGACGUGACAAUGGACGAAGAGGACCCAGCAUAGAAGAGCACAACUGGCCCAAGUGUCUCGUGAAGUUGAAAGGCCCAGCAGCCAUUUCCCAGACAUUCAGAGGAUUAUUUAUUUGGUUUUACCUUCUAUCCCAACAGGCCUGAUUUCCUGGUUAGUUGGGUAAACCACAAAAAUAAGCCUUGCUCAAAAAUAAGCUAAAAAGAAAUCCUUGUGCCUCUGAAAGAAGAAACAUGAUGGAUAGGCUGAGGUUGUCAGGGCAGAGAGCUAAAUAGAGGAAGAGUGAGUCCAAGAGGACAAUACUGUGGAACUCUCUGUGGUAAAAAUAUUUCUUCUGUGGCCUUUGCCAUGUUUGUGGGAAGGUCCCUGUACACAGCUGGUAAAAUACUUGCACUGGCUUUGAUGGGCCAUAUCCUAAUUAAUUUCAUCUGCUUCCCCAGGAGCUUUCCAAGCAGGCAUGCAGAGCACUGCCAGGAUGAGAGCUGAGUUAGGAGAAUCCUGUUAGAUGGCUAAAAACUCCCAAAGCAGCAAAUAGUUGCUCUAAAAUGAGCCACUGAACUUGGCUCACCUUAGAGGAAUCUUUUCCUUCAGAACAGCAGAGAUAAGAGAACGCCUGGACAACUCUUCAUCAGCUUUAAAGGCCCCUUUCCUCUGCUGGCAUGGGCUUUGUUUACAGCUCACUAAUUAGCCUUAAAUGUUAGGGCACCAGCUCACUCCAGUUGAAAAGAGGCACUCCAGACUGAAUGACCGUGUCACCUGCCUUUCUGAAUACCUUCAGUUUCCCGCCCUGUGACAGGCUCUGCUUGUUGAAGCCAGGUGAGCUUCAUUUGCACAAUGGGCAGAUUGUUUGCAUCUUUUAAAAAGGGCAAUUCCCUGGGGUUCCAGUGGUUAGGAUUCUGCACUUUCACUGCUGAGGGAGUGGGUUCAAUCCCUGGUCGGGGAACUAAGAUCCCACAAGGUGCAAAUUGUGGCUCAAAACAAAAAAAAAAACAAAAUGAGGAGGGUACAGUUAUGUAGCUCUUUUUGUGGAUGGAAUAUGAAGAGCUAGAAGUUAAUUAAUAAGAAUUUGAAUUUGUUGACUGUUGCAUCAGUUUUUGAAUUUAAAAUAUUAGAAUAAUUACCAUGUGAAGAACUUGUUAAUAUUCAGGCUUUGGAGAGUUUAGUAGCCCCAGACAUGUGGUUGCCUUAGAUCCUAGGAAUAUUGUUAAAAAUUAAUUUCCCAUAUUCACUCUGCUCCCUAUUUGGGGAAGAAAAUGCCCAUAGACAUUAAUUUUUCAAAUUGGUACUCGUGUUGUAAGAGAUCACAUUUUCAAUGCUUCUGUUAAUUGGAUUACUUCCCACCCCUUGGAAUUCCCAGGUUAUUUCAGCCUUCCCACCACCCCUGCCAAUAGGCAGUUAUGUUCAUCUUAACCUUAUCAUCUAAAGAUCAGUUGAGAUCUGCUUACAGGCAACAUUGAAAUUAACAGGGCAUUUAUUUUUUAUUUUUUAUUUUUUUAAAUUAAUUUUUAUUGGAGUAUGUUUGCUUUACAAUGUUGUGUUAGCCUCCACUGCACAACAAAAUGAAUCAGCCAUACACAUACAGGGCAUUUAUUUUUUUUAUUUUUAUUUUUAUUUUUCAUUGCAGAAAGAAUUCAGUGAGAGACAAAGUGGUAGGUAAGAAGUGGAUUUAUUUAGAGAGAAACACACUCCACAGACAGAGUAUGGGUCAUCUCAGAAGGUGAUGAAGGCCCAAGGCAUUUAUUUUUAAAUCUCUCUUUUGAGUAUCAGGAAUUUUACCAGGAGCUGUUGAUUUGUCAAGGCAUGCAUGUGCUUGUAUUAUUUUUGUUUCAUUUUGACCUUGAGUGUGUUAAGGUGCUUUUUCUUCAUGGAUUUAGUGCUUAAUUAGUUAAUAAUAAAUUGUUUGCAGAUGACUGCCAACUUGUGCUAUUUUUAUACAUCUUUGAAGAGUUUGUUUUGCCAUGGAUAGGAAGAAAUAAAAUGAAAUCUGACUUAAAAGCUAACAUAUAUAUGUAUUUAAAAAUUUUUUUUCUUAAGUUGAAUCUAUUUAGAUCUAAAUUUUGUGUUGGAUUUCGAGAAAAUUUUAAGUUUCUUUAUUUGGGACCUGAAUUUAGCCUCUGAUUAAGUUUCUGAUUAAGUCAGACAGGCUCUAGGAGACUUAACCUUUAUAAGAAAUAUGGUCUUUGUAAUACUCCCGUAGCAUUAGUAAUCAACAUUUCAGAAAUAAAAGGUUGUAAUUUACACAAGAAACUUAACCAGGAUCAUAUCUGGAAAGGAGAGCUGGGAGUCUAUGAGACUUGCUUUUCAUUUUAUGUCCUUCUGUAUGGCUUCAGUUUUUGACCAGAUGACUGUUUUAUUCUUUAAAAAGAAAAAAAAAAUCUGUUUUUUCCAUGUUGUCCUUGGCCUCUGCGAAAGUUAUUAAAUGUAUAGUGGAUAGUUAAGUUAUGUCCCAAACAUGGAGACUGACACCCAGUCCAGUCACUCUGGGAGACUCAGCACUGAGGGGAUUGAUCUUUCAAGAAGGUACUGCUGAACUCGUAAAAGAUGAAAUUGACUCUCAGAGGUUUAUCCAAAUAAUUUCCUUGCCUCUUUUUGCUUAAAAGUUACUGUAUGACCCACUACCACCUCAGAGGACUUGCCACUUAUUCAAGGCUUGUUCAUAAAAUAAUGUGUACUGUUUUCCUAAUCAGUCAUUGUGUAAGCAUACCAGCUCUCAAGAGCUUAUAGCCUAGUGAGAGAUGAGAGGAUCAGUCCUCCCGUAUAUUCUUUGCUAAAUCAUUUUCUCCCCUGAAACCAAUUUAUUACUGCUUGUGUAAAUGGAUCAUUUCUCAGUAAACUAUAAAACAGACCACAUACCCUGAAAAGGAUCGUCAAUCUUAUUUAAUUACACAGUGAACUAAGGGGAUAAAAGGAAGCAAAACUGCCCAGAACUGGCCAGAAAUCCUUUUACAUAUUUUAAAAAUAAAGAUAUAAUUCACAGGGACUUCCUUGGCCGUCCAGUGGAAGCUGUACUUAGCCUUCCAAUGCGGGGGGUGUGGGUUUGUUCCCUGGUCAGGGAGCUGGGGUCCCACGUGCCUUGUGGCCAAGGGGCCAAAACAUAAAGCAGAAGCAAUGUUGUAACAAGUUUAAUAAAGACUUAUAAAAGAGAAAAAUGUUCCACAUCAAAAAAAUCUUUAAAAAAAAAGAUAUAAUUCACAUACCAUAAAAUUGAUCAUUUUAAAAUAUACCACUCAGUGGUUUUGAGUAUAAUCACAAGAUUAUACAAUCAUCACUACUGCCUAAUUCCAGAAUGGUUUCAUCACCCCUAAAAGAAGCCCCAUAUCCGUUAGCAGUCAUUCCCAAUUACCCAUAGUCCCUGGCAACCAGUAGUCUACUUUCUACUUUCUGUCUGUCUGUAUUUGCCUAUUUUGGACAUUUCAUAUAAAUUGAAUCAUAUAGUAUAUGGCCUCUUGUAUCUGACUUCUUUCAUUUAGCAUAAUUUUUUCAAGGCUCAAAUGUGUUGUACCAUUCCUUUUUAUGGCUGAAUAAUACUUCAUUGAAUGGAUAUACCACAUUUUGUUUUAUCAGUUCAUCAGUUGAUAGACAUUUGGGUUGUGUCUACUCUUUGGCUGUUAUGAAUAUGCUGCUGUGAACAUUCAUAUAUAAAUUUUUUGUGACUGUUUACCUUUCUUGAA
Molecule: messenger RNA, 4898 nt
Organism: Mesoplodon densirostris (Blainville's beaked whale)
Lineage: Eukaryota; Metazoa; Chordata; Mammalia; Artiodactyla; Ziphiidae
Gene: CRCP
Product: CGRP receptor component
Exons: 6
Coding region: 808-1263 (151 amino acids)
Biological process (GO): transcription initiation at RNA polymerase III promoter
Cellular component (GO): RNA polymerase III complex
Molecular function (GO): nucleotide binding
Source: RefSeq, a predicted model, not a curated record